Lathyrus oleraceus (garden pea) is the source of this 919-nucleotide messenger RNA. Its product is annotated as probable calcium-binding protein CML44. The transcript has a single exon. Gene Ontology annotation, molecular function: calcium ion binding. The coding region runs from base 206 to 739 and encodes 177 amino acids. Lineage: Eukaryota; Viridiplantae; Streptophyta; Magnoliopsida; Fabales; Fabaceae. The record is from RefSeq and is a predicted model, not a curated record.
AAACUAAAGGCCACACAUACAAUGAAUAGAUAGAAUAAAUAUUAAGUAUACUAGAAAAUUCUAGUCUAAGUAUAGUUUCCAUUUAGAUAAAACUGAUUACACUAGAAAAUUCUAGUCAAUAUAUUGUUAGAACAUUUCUCACUUUAGAAUGAUAACAUGGUCCCUACAAAUAUAUUAUCUGCAAUUAAUUUAAACCCUUGCACGUAUGAGUAUAUAUGUGUGUUUAGAGAAUCAUCAUAUCAUGUUCAUAUACCCUUUAUACCCUUUUGGUGAAUCUUUGGCCAAUAUGUGUCCCUUAACACGUAAUGAGUUAGAACUGAUUUUUAAGAAGCUAGAUUUAAAUAGUGACGGAUUUGUAACCCUUGAGGAGCUGAACCAGUUACUAAAAAGAACAGGUUUCAAGUUUAGCAUAGAGGAGCUUGAAUCUCUAGUGGGAGUGAAGAGUCUAGACAUGAGUGAGUUCAUGUUAUUUUAUGACUCCAUAAACGGGGAGAGAAAAGAUUGUGAUGAGACUGAGGAGGUAGAAAGUGACCUUUUGAAGGCUUUCAAGGUGUUUGAUUUGGAUGGAGAUGGAUUCAUAACUAGUAAAGAAUUGGAAUGUGUGUUGAAGAGGCUUGGCAUGUGGGGUGAAGAAAAGGAUUGUAGAUCAAUGAUUUACUCAUAUGACACAAAUUUAGAUGGCAAGCUUGAUUUCAAGGAAUUUAAGAACAUGAUGUUGCUUACACUAAAACGUAUUUAGAAUUUAACAUUGCUAAAUCGUGAAAGAAUUGUAACCAUUGAAUUUUAGAGCAUUUUAGCAAGUGCGGAUGUUAGAAGUAUGUUAAUGGAAGUCAUGUUAGAAGCUAAUAAAUGAAAAGCCAAAAGCUUAUUAGUUGCAUUGGAAAAACUAACAUAAGUUGUUAUAGGCUGUUAGAUGUCA